Molecule: messenger RNA, 3534 nt
Organism: Didymosphaeria variabile
Lineage: Eukaryota; Fungi; Ascomycota; Dothideomycetes; Pleosporales; Didymosphaeriaceae
Exons: 2
Coding region: 1-3534 (1177 amino acids)
Source: RefSeq, a predicted model, not a curated record
AUGAGGUCAAGCGAAUGGAUUCUCGGCCACACAGAAUACCAUAAAUGGAGAUCUGGACCCGAGCACACUGACGCCAAAGCUAUGUUCUUCUGCAUCAAGGGACAUCCAGGAAGUGGAAAAUCUACCUUGAUUCAGCAUGCCCUCGAACGCCACAAAGCACAGCGUGGGGACCAUUACGUGGUGUCUUUCUUCUUCAAUGCUUAUGGUCCUUACUCCCAACGUAAUGUCAGUUACAUGUAUCAAAGUCUCUUGGUACAAGUGCUGGAAAACAUGCCUCGAAUCCCCUCAGAAGCUGUCUCCACCGAAAACUUGUCGCUGAAUGCUGUUUGGGAGACAUACGCCCUGAGAGAGCUACUGGAAUACAUCAUACCUCUUCUGGACAAGCCACUAUUCUGUUUCAUUGAUGCGAGUGGGUGCCAGCCCAUGGAUCUGCCAGACAUCAUCCACCUUUUCGAUCGAAUCGCCAAGACUUGCGAACACAAAACCAGUCUCAGAGUUUGUUUCACAUAUCCACAUGACAAAGACAUUCCUGAGGUUGUCACACAAAUGGCCACCAUCUCUUUAGAAACACAAGAAGGGCACCGUCGAGACAUUCUUCGCUUCAUGGGACAGCAUCUAGAAAGUAGUCAUCACAACUCUUUCGAGCAAUUAGACCAGCUUGCGCAGAAAGCCGAAGCGAACUUCUUGUGGGGCAAACUGGCUAUAGGCCUUCUCCAGAAGGACUUUUCUCAAGCUGGUAAUUUCCAAAUGGGAAGAGCUGCCGUCGUGGAAAGAAUGCAGGACCUGCCUCGCGGGCUUCCACAGCUUUUCAACUACAUACUGAACGAAGCUGACCGCCAGCAAGACGACCAAUUCCUAUUGUUACUCAAGUCUGUCAAUCAAUCACCGAAACCACCCAAAGCUGAAGAGAUGUAUAAGCUGACAAGAUCGACUGCUGAGGUUUUCCGGCGUCAAACGAAAGAUGGUGCUGUACAUUCCAUUCUCGAUCUAUCGAGAGGGCUGUUGGAAAUUACAGGGAAAAAAGGGAGUCAUGUGCGGUUUGUUCACAGUUGCAUACCACAACUUCUGGAAAGCCUUGAAAUUGUAGGAGGUGCUCGUGAGAGGAGCUUGGCAACAUCCCCCGGAGUGGCUCACGAUCGCAUCAAGAACGACUGUAUCGAAUUACUGAGGCGACUAAAUGACGAUAUGAUCGACUUGGAGACGGCAACAUACGCGGUCGAGAACGUCAUUCCCAACGCUGAUGAAGCUCAACGAUUAGGGGUUUCGCAAGCCGACUUCGUCACGAGCUUCCCAGUGACUGAAUGGAUUCAACUCACUAACAUCAUCUCUGGACAUGAAAACUUCGCCGCGAAUACUAGUUUGAUUUACGUACUCGCCGAUAUGAAUAUGCCGCAUCUCAUUCUCGCCCAUCCAGCAAGUCUCCAAUCGUAUUUGCUACCGAACUCAGGCAUGUUAGGCACUCCACUCUUUGUAGCACUUGCGAAGAUGAACAAAGAGACCCUAUUUGCGUUCCUCAACCUUGAAAGAGGUCGUACAAAACCCAUGCAUCCCUAUUCAAAUUCUUGGGCCCCUCCUGAUGAGCAUGCGAAGCUCUGCGCUCAGUAUUUCGGAAUACUGCAAGAAGCUCACCAAACUGGAACCAUGAAACACAUAUUGUCUCCAGAGAGCAGUAAAUUGUCAGAUAUGACAGCUGUGAUUGCGUUCAUGAAGCGUCCAGGCAAUGAGAUCCUUCACCUGUUCUUGAUGCUAGCUGGUCGUGUAGAUAUGGAUAGUCAAGCCUUUGAGACGACCAAGGCGGUAGCUCAGGUCAAGAGACCACUACUUCUCGAGUAUCCUGGCCUACCAAAGACCUCACAGAUCACCAGUAGAGGCAUGGCGGAUGGAUCGAUGAGUCAAUCGGCUUCACAGGUCCUACCACGUGGUGCGGCACAGGAGUACUAUGAAUCAUUCGAGACCCACCCGGAUGGAUAUAACUCGCAUCAAACAGAUGCACAUGUGGAACCUGGUGAAAUAACAUCAAAGGCUCUUGGCGCCCUUGAAAUGGAUAGGUUUCGCCUUACAGCUGGCAAAUCCGCGGAGAGAUCCGUCGAGCAUCCCUUAAAGAAAGGCGAUGCAGUGUUGGACAGUAAGAAAGCAAAGUCGAAGAGCGAAAAACACCGAAAAGCUUCAACCAUCCGAAAACGAAGGACUGACAAGAAGAGGUCUGCUGCAGUUUAUGACAGCUCAGAUGAGGAGAUUUCGAAGAAGGUUCUGUCCUCAAAGUCCAAGAAGCAUCAUGUAAAGCCGCAUACAAAGUCAGAUGGUCAGCGUGGGCACACGAACGCGACCCACAAAAACAAACAACGAAACGUCAAGGCACAAGACGCACACGGACCGAACCUAGGGGCUCCUACAAAAGCUGGAAGGCAUGAGCUUUCGAAGCCGAACAAAGAUCACAGCGACAAGCGUCAUAUCGACAAGAGAUAUAGCGACAAGUCUCAUAGCAACACCCGAACGCUCUUCGUCACCGAGACAACUGAGAUUCAAACAUCAAAUUCAAAAUCUACCGAACACCAAAAGCUUCAUGACCUGAGAGUCUGUGGUGCACACGCUCCCCCAAAGGGCCCACCGAUCAAUGAUAUAAACGCUACGAACCAGCAUACCGGUGAUUCGGCCUCUGAGGACUGUGGCUCGGAUGAAGUAAGCUCCUCAGACAGUUCAAGCUCGUCAGAUACAUCUUCUGAUUCCACCUCGUCCGAAGACUCUCAAUCAAUCGAUGAGGAUGACCUUUUGAUUUCAACUCCACACCCCCAGAUUGUUGUAAACUCACAAUCUCCCAGCCCGUUCCAAGAUCACGAGAAGCCCGUUUGGCCUCCGUUGGACGAUUUACAUGCGGACGGUCAAUCUGUACGUGGUGAUAUGCAAGCACCAAAUACUCCAAUGGGCGAUGCGGCUAUCAAUCAACAUGAUCAUCAUUCGAUCCGCAACCAUCACGAUACAUCCUUCUGGCCAGCGUUUACUCCCGAGAGUCACGAGGAAAUAGGAACUCGGCAUAUGAAUCAUCAUCAUCAGCCAGAAGGUGCAUUCAGUCCCAUCAGCCCUGUGUCUGUGUACCCAAGCAUUACAAGCACUAGGGGCAGCCAAGCAAACUCUCCCAGUUCCCAUGGCUCUACAUCCAGCUCUAGCAGUUCUAGCUCAGGUGAUGAGAGCAGUGACGAAGAUCGCGACUUCUCAUACACACAAUAUGCUGGAAUCGACAUGACAAGCGCUGGUAAAGGAAGCGACUCGGAAACAGACGAGAUUUACAGCCCAGACUAUGGCCAUGGACAACAAUAUGAGAGCAGUGACAGCUCAAAUGACGACGACGACGGAGGUCAUGGGAAGACUGACGAAAUUGAGGACGGCGAAGACAGUCAUUCCGACGUUGGAAAGGAUGAUGUCUCAGAUAAUGGAUCCGAAGGUGAUCAUGACGGACAAUAUGAGUCCUCAGAUAGUGCGACCGGGAGUUAUGACGAUCAGCUUGGCGGAGAAAGGUAUGACAGUGAUAGCGACUAG